UAAUUGUUUUUCCCACGUCACAAACAGAAACACUAGCACUGAUUACAAACUCCAGUUAAAUGGUUACUGUUGAAAGUGGGAAGAAUAAAUCGUUGAAGUUGAAACUGUAUCAGCUCAUUUUAUGGGAUCGGAUGUCAUUUUCUUGACUUUGUUUUGAAGGUUGAGUUUGGAAUGGAUUUCGGAGGCAAAAUCCCGAGUCCCACCGGCCACCAUAAGUUUGUAAAGGCGUAACCACAGCUACAUUAUUUACGAAUGCGCCUCCCAUGGCCCGGUGAUCGGACAUGGAAGCUCGCAUUUUCUGCUUUCCUCACGUAGCCCACUAUUAUGUUCCGCUGCUUCGCCCACAGCCAUAGAAGAGUAGUCGCUUUCCGCCAUAGCCCUGUUUUUAUCUCUUCAUGCUCUGCUUCUUCACUUCCAGUUUCGCAGCAUUACCCUCUUCUCUUCCAUCCCAUUAGCAACCCUCUCCCUCCGUCUUCGAUCCCGUUGCAAAUCUUGGUUGCUCAGUACAAAUCAUCCCAACUUCACCCCACAACUCAGUCCCCACCCUUCCCUGUACAGCGCGAUGAAAAGAUUGAAUCUCUCGCUUGGCGGUACCGGUAUUCUUGCUGCCCGAAAGAUGCGGAAGAGCUUCAUUUGCAGGUUUUUAAAAAUGGGUUCGUUAAUGAUUUGUUUUUGUGUAAUACCCUUAUUAAUGUUUAUGCUAGAGUUGGUGACUUGGGUUCCGCCCGGAAGGUGUUCGACGAAAUGCUCCUUAGGAACUCGGUCACUUGGUCUUGUUUGAUAUCGGGCUUCACUCAAAACUGUAUGCCAAGAGAGGCUUGUGAGCUCUUCCGGAGAAUGGUUUCUGGUGGUUUUGUGCCUAAUCACUAUGCUUUUAGCAGCACAAUUCGAGCUUGCCAAGAGUGUGGCGAGUACGGUUUGAAAUUUGGGAUGCAAAUUCAUGGGUUGAUGUCAAAAACUCAGUAUGCUACUGAUGUUACUACAAGUAAUGUUUUGAUUUCGAUGUAUGGAAGUGUUAUGGGUAUUGUUGAUUAUGCUCGUCGUGUUUUCAACAGAAUAUGGCCCAGAAACUUGAUAUCUUGGAACUCUAUGAUUUCUGUUUAUUGCCAGAGGGGAGAUGCAGUUUCUGCAUUCGAAAUAUUUUCAACUGUGCAGCAGGAAGUCAUGGGAGAUGGUCUCAAACCAAAUGAGUAUACCUUUGGUAGUUUAAUAUCUGCUACCUGUUCUCUGGUUGAUUCUGGUUUGAUUUUGCUUGAACAGAUACUGAGCAGGGUUGAAAAGUCUGGUUUCUCACAUGAUUUAUAUGUAGGCAGUGCUUUGGUUAGUGGGUUUGCAAAGUUUGGGUCGAUUAAUUAUGCCAAGGAUAUUUUUCAGCAGAUGAGUUAUAGAAAUGCAGUAUCCAUGAAUGGUUUGAUAAUUGGACUGGUUAGACAGAAUAGAGGUGAAGAAGCAGUUGAACUUUUCAUGGAGAUGAAGGACUCGGUUGAACUGAACCUUGAUUCUUAUGUGAUCAUUUUGACUGCCUUUCCUGAGUUUUAUGUUCUGGAAAAUGGGAAAAGAAUGGGCAGUGAGGUUCAUGCAUACCUCAUCCGAACAGGCUUACUUGRUGCUAAGAUUGCAAUUGGGAAUGGUCUUAUAAAUAUGUAUGCUAAAUGUGGAGCUAUCGGUGAUGCUUGUACGGUUUUUAGACUCAUGAAUGAUAAGGAUUCAGUCACGUGGAACUCCAUGAUAACUGGUCUUGACCAAAACGAGCACUUUUUAGAUGCKGUUAGAACUUUUCAGGAAAUGAGGAGAACAGGAUUGUUUCCUUCAAAUUUCACAAUGAUUAGUGCUUUAAGUUCCUCUGCAAGCUUGGGGUGGAUCAUGAUUGGAGAACAAUUACAUUGUGAAGGACUUAAAUUGGGGCUUGAUUUGGAUGUUUCUGUUUCAAAUGCUCUAUUAUCUUUGUAUGGUGAGGCUGGGUAUGUGAAGGAAUGCCAGAAAGCUUUCUCCUUGAUGCCUGAAUAUGAUCAAGUUUCAUGGAACUCUUUGAUCGGAGCUUUAGCAGAUUCUGAGUCAUCAAUGCUUGAAGCUGUGGACAAUUUCCUGGUCAUGAUGCGGGCCGGAUGGCGUCCUAAUAGAGUAACCUUCAUUAGCAUACUUGCAGCGGUAUCUUCUCUUUCACUUCAUGAACUGAGCAAKCAGAUUCAUGUUUUAGYCUUGAAGUACAAUGUUGCAGCUGACACUGCUAUAGAGAAUGCCCUUUUGGCUUGCUAUGGGAAGUGUGGUGAUAUGAGUGACUGCGAGAAUAUCUUUUUGCGAAUGUCCGAUAGACAGGACGAAGUGAGUUGGAACUCCAUGAUUUCGGGUUAUAUACAUAAUGAGCUCUUGCUCAAAGCUAUGGAUAUGGUCUGGUUUAUGAUGCAGAGAGGCCAAAGACUGGAUGGUUUCACCUUUGCAACCGUGCUUAGCGCUUGUGCAACCGUUGCGACAAUGGAGCGUGGCAUGGAAGUCCAUGGUUGCAGUGUAAGAGCUUGUUUAGAAUCUGAUGUUGUCGUCGGGAGUGCACUUGUGGACAUGUAUGCAAAAUGUGGUAGAAUAGAUUAUGCAUCAAGAUUCUUUGAACUGAUGCCUGCAAGAAACUUGUACUCCUGGAACUCCAUGAUUUCGGGGUAUGCACGACAUGGACAUGGAAGAAAAGCUUUGGAUCUUUUCGCCCAGAUGAAGCUACAUGGUCCACUCCCAGAUCAUGUCACUUUUGUUGGAGUUCUAUCAGCAUGUAGUCAUGUGGGUUUAGUUACAGAAGGGUUUUAUCACUACGACUCAAUGCGUGAAGUAUACGGGUUAGCUCCUCGGAUGGAGCACUUUUCGUGUAUGGUGGAUCUUCUUGGGCGUGCUGGGAAGCUAAACAAGGUAGAGGAUUUCCUCAACAAGAUGCCAAUGAAGCCUAACAUUCUAAUAUGGAGGACAGUUUUAGGGGCUUGUUGCAGAGGCAACGGACGCAACAGCGCGCUCGGUAGGAGAGCUGCUGAGAUGCUGCUGGAAAUGGAACCAAGGAAUGCAGUGAACUACGUGCUUCUCUCAAACUUGUAUGCUUCGGGCGGGAAGUGGGAAGACGUAGCGAAGACGAGGGUGGCAAUGAGGAAGGCGUUCGUGAAGAAGGAAGCUGGAUGCAGUUGGGUGACAAUGAARGAUGGAGUUCAUGUGUUUGUAGCAGGAGACAAAUCACACCCUGACAAGGACUUAAUCUAUGAAAAACUAAAGGAACUGAAUGCAAAAAUGAGGAGGGCUGGGUACGUCCCGGAGACGAGAUUCGCACUUUACGACCUUGAAGGGGAGAACAAGGAGGAGCUUCUCAGCUACCACAGUGAGAAAAUCGCAGUUGCCUUUGUUCUAACUCGUCCAUCAGAAAUGCCUAUAAGAAUAAUGAAGAACCUCAGAGUUUGUGGGGAUUGCCACUCAGCUUUCAAAUACAUUUCACAGAUUGUWAGAAGACAAAUUGUAUUGAGAGAUUCAAAUAGAUUUCAUCACUUUGAGAAUGGCCAAUGUUCAUGUACGGAUUUUUGGUAGUCUAUACAUUCUUUUUUGACAUUCCAAAUGUGUUUUUUAGCGACAAAAAAUA
Messenger RNA from Momordica charantia (bitter melon), 3601 nucleotides. RefSeq names its product Tetratricopeptide repeat (TPR)-like superfamily protein (gene MEF7). NCBI's taxonomy places the organism in Eukaryota, Viridiplantae, Streptophyta, Magnoliopsida, Cucurbitales, Cucurbitaceae. Gene Ontology annotation, biological process: RNA modification. Gene Ontology annotation, molecular function: zinc ion binding; protein binding; RNA binding. The record is from RefSeq and is a predicted model, not a curated record.